AUGGCCGGCUGCAGCCCCGAGGAGAAAACUUACCGGCGCUUCCUGGAGCUAUUCCUGGGCGAGUUUCGCGGACCGUGCGGCGGCGGCGAGCCCGAGCCGGAACCCGAACCCGAGUCGGAGCCGGAACCCGAGCCCGAGCCCGAACUGGUAGCGGCUGAGGCGGCCGAGGCUUCGGUCGAGGAUCCUGGCGAGGAGGUGGCCACUGUGGCCGCUACGGAGGAGGGGGAGCAAGAGCAAGACCCCGAGCCCGAAGAGGAGGCGGUGGAGGAAGAGGCGGUGGCAGCGGCGCAGGGCGAGGAAGAGGACGCGGCGGCAGCCCGGGGGCAGUCGGCCGUACAGCCGCCGCCGCCGCAGCCCCAGCUGCCGCCUCUACCCCCGCUCCCGCGGCCGCUGUCGGAGCGCAUCACCCGUGAGGAGGUGGAGGGCGAGAGCCUGGACCUGUGCCUGCAGCAGCUCUACAAAUAUAAUUGCCCUUCCUUUUUGGCUGCUGCUUUAGCCAGAGCCACAUCAGACGAAGUCCUUCAGAGUGAUCUUUCUGCACAUUAUAUCCCAAAGGAAACAGAUGGCACAGAAGGGACUGUGGAGAUUGAAACAGUGAAAUUGGCCCGUUCUGUCUUCAGCAAACUGCACGAGAUUUGCUGCAGCUGGGUGAAAGACUUCCCUCUCCGCAGGAGACCCCAGCUGUAUUAUGAGACGUCAAUCCAUGCCAUCAAAAACAUGCGCAGGAAAAUGGAAGACAAACAUGUCUGCAUUCCUGACUUUAAUAUGCUCUUCAAUCUAGAGGACCAAGAAGAACAAGCCUACUUUGCUGUAUUUGAUGGCCAUGGGGGAGUGGACGCUGCCAUUUAUGCCUCCAUCCACCUGCACGUUAAUUUAGUCCGCCAAGAGAUGUUCCCGCACGAUCCCGCAGAGGCCCUGUGCCGGGCCUUCCGGGUCACUGAUGAGCGGUUUGUGCAGAAAGCAGCCAGGGAGAGUCUAAGAUGUGGGACCACAGGAGUGGUGACUUUCAUCAGAGGGAACAUGCUCCACGUGGCCUGGGUUGGGGAUUCCCAGGUCAUGCUGGUGAGAAAAGGGCAAGCUGUUGAGCUAAUGAAGCCACACAAACCGGACAGGGAGGAUGAAAAGCAGCGAAUUGAGGCUCUUGGAGGUUGUGUAGUCUGGUUUGGUGCCUGGAGGGUGAAUGGAAGUCUGUCGGUCUCCAGAGCUAUUGGAGACGCUGAACAUAAGCCAUAUAUCUGUGGGGAUGCAGACUCUGCCUCUACUGUUUUGGAUGGAACUGAAGACUACCUCAUUCUGGCCUGUGAUGGCUUCUAUGACACCGUGAACCCUGAUGAGGCAGUGAAAGUUGUAUCUGACCACCUGAAGGAGAAUAAUGGAGACAGUAGCAUGGUUGCCCACAAAUUAGUUGCAUCAGCUCGUGAUGCUGGGUCAAGUGAUAAUAUCACUGUUAUUGUGGUAUUCCUGAGGGACAUGAACAAAGCUGUAAAUGUUAGUGAGGAAUCAGAUUGGACAGAGAACUCUUUUCAAGGAGGGCAAGAAGAUGGUGGGGAUGAUAAGGAGAAUCAUGGAGAGUGCAAACGCCCUUGGCCACAGCACCAGUGCUCAGCACCAGCCGAUCUAGGCUAUGAUGGGCGCGUGGAUUCAUUCACUGAUAGAACUAGCCUGAGCCCAGGGUCCCAAAUCAACGUGCUGGAAGACCCGGGCUACCUAGAUCUCACACAAAUAGAAGCAAGCAAACCUCACAGUGCCCAGUUUUUGCCACCAAUUGAGAUGUUUGGUCCUGGUGCACCAAAGAAAGCAAAUCCUAUUAAUGAGCUAAUAAUGGAAAAAAAAUCAGUUCAAUCAUCAUUGCCUGAACAGAGUGGUGCUGGAGAGUUUCCCUCUUUUAAUUUGGGUUCAACAGGGCAGCAGAUAUACAGAAUGGAGAGCUUGUCUCCUGUCUGUCCUAGGUUGGAAGAUGAACAAUUCAAAUUCCUGGAAAAGAGAGUUUCCAGAUUGUCUCAUUUACGCUGUCGUUAUUCAAAGAGACGGCACGGAUUCAGGUUUAACCCAAAGUUGUAUUCAUUUAUGUCUGCUCAAGAGCCUUCCCACAAAAUAGGCACUAGUCUGUCCUCACUUAUUCGAAGUGGGAAGAGAACUAGGAUGUUCAGAAGUUUUCUGCCGUGGAGGCAAAAUAUUUGGAAAGGACCUAGUGCAAACAUGAGGAAGCUCAGCAAGAGUAAUGAUAUUCCAGAGCCAGGUGUCCCCUGGAGCUAUAAAAUAUAACCCUCCUCGUUCGAGUAGGCCAGCUAGCUCUCCCCCAAUAAAAACACCACUAUCAGAGUAGAAACAAGGUAGACAUUUCUGAAAUAUAUGUGCUUCAUUAUGAAACCAUGGAUGGCUCAAUUCUUAAAUGUAAAUAGAUCUCUAGGAACCUCAAAGUAGUGUUUUAAAUCAAAAAAAAAAAA
This is a messenger RNA of Enhydra lutris kenyoni (northern sea otter), 2447 nucleotides long. RefSeq names its product protein phosphatase, Mg2+/Mn2+ dependent 1E. Gene Ontology annotation, molecular function: cation binding; protein serine/threonine phosphatase activity. Gene Ontology annotation, biological process: protein dephosphorylation; negative regulation of protein kinase activity. Lineage: Eukaryota; Metazoa; Chordata; Mammalia; Carnivora; Mustelidae. The record is from RefSeq and is a predicted model, not a curated record. The coding region runs from base 1 to 2265 and encodes 754 amino acids. The transcript has 7 exons.